Molecule: messenger RNA, 912 nt
Organism: Rodentolepis nana
Lineage: Eukaryota; Metazoa; Platyhelminthes; Cestoda; Cyclophyllidea; Hymenolepididae
Source: the annotation of a GenBank genome assembly
AUGGAGACUGAUGAAGUCACUGGCCCAAACCAAUAUAUAAAGAAGAACGGCCAGAUAAACUGUGACACACUUUUGCGCGGCCUCUACUGGGUAUGCAACCUCCAAAGUUCUCUCAGAGUAUGCGAGCAUCUACUGAAAAAUAUCUACUGCCUGAUCGAUCUCUGCACACUAACUUGGGAUAAACCAAAACCAAAGAAGCAACUGAAAUCCCGUCACAGUUACCGUCAAGCCCACGAAGACUCCACCCAGUCUUCAGCCACUCGACUCAAUGCCUCGAUUGGUAGACGAAACUACGGUCGAUAUGGUUCAUAUGCUCGAAGCAAAUCUGUUGCAAUUGCUGGUCUCUCUGCAGGUAGGAGGGCAUCUCAACUACGUUCCCGUGGAUCUUCCAUAGUUACCCAUGAAGAUUCCGGUAGCGUUGAAAAGCUCGUUAAGGUCACAAGUACUGGACGUCUGAUUCCCUUUGGUAAGACAAAAAAUCGCAGACAAACCCAGCUAGGUGAUGGCGGUGAACGUUCUGGAGAUGUAAGCUCGGAAGACGAAAAUAGUACAACAAGGAGUAUUCGAGGGCAUCAUGGACGUUCUACUAAUCCACGAAAAUCGGAUCGGUACCUAAAUGUGGACUGUAAUGCAUCGACUCAAGUUAGAUUCCAAUCUCGAAGACAGACACCUAAUAGACAGUCGACAAAUUUUUCAUCCCGAAGAGCUGCGGAGAUUCCUGCUAGUGGGCCUAUGCGUGUGUUGCCAAACCGAGUUCGGGUUGUGUUAAAGCGACCUCAAAGAAGGUCGAGGUUGAAUGGAAAUAUGCUGUCGUCACAGGAGAAAACUCCAACAAUGUUGGCCGAGGAGCAACAGCAAGCGACCAUCAACUUCAGUCUGAUCAUGGAAAUUCUUGUCAAGUCAGUAGCUUAA